GUGGAAAUGGUAGCAAGAUGGCGGCGUUGAAGGAGGAGCAGUGUUACGGACUGUCCUGUGGAAGAGUGAGCAAUGGCAGCAAUAUCUCUGUCUUUCACGUUAAACUCACUGACAGUGCUUUGAGAGCAUUUGAAGAUUACCAGAGCAGUAAGGGCCUUUCUGCAGAGCCACUAAUCCGAUUCACUGGAAACCAAGGGAAAAUCUCAAUACCACGGUCAGAAAAUGCCAGUGAGGUGCGGACGUUUACUUUCUACUUGUCCAACGUGGGCAGAGAUAACCCCCAGGGAAGCUUUGACUGCAUUCAGCAGUAUAUUACCAGUGACGGCAGCGUCCAGCUGGACUGCCUGGGCAGUAUUCAGGACAAGAUCACGGUGUGUGCCACGGAUGACUCGUACCAGAAGGCGCGUCAGAGCAUGGCACAGGUGGAGGAGGAGACGCGCAGCCGAGGGGCCAUCGUCAUCAAACCCGGCGGCAGAUACGUGGGUAAACGGGUCCAGAUCCGGAAACCGGUGACGGGCCUUACCGACGUGGCCCCGUCCCGGCGGACGUCUCGACCCGCCAUCGUCUCGGGCAGCAUGAAGAAGAGCGCGGCCGGGCCUCCGCGCCCCCUGAGGGAACGCCUGGUCCACCUUCUGGCCCUCAAGCCUUACCGCAAACCUGAGCUCCUGCUCAGGCUGCAGAAAGACGGCCUCUCGCCCCAGGACAAAGACGCUCUGGACAGCCUCCUGCAACAGGUGGCUAACCUAAACACGAAAGACAGCACCUUCACAUUGAAGGACUGUUUAUAUAAGGAAGUACAGAAAGACUGGCCAAGCUACACUAUCAUGGAUCAGCAGAUUCUGAAGAGAAUUCUUGUCCGGAAACUGUGUAAGUCCCAGAGCAGUACACCAGCGGCAGUGGACAGCCCAGUCAGCUCCCCCAAAGAGCAGGCCAACAGCCCCCCGUCACAGAAACGACCUGCGGCUGACUUCAUCGACCCUUUGGUUAAUAAGAAGCCCAGAAUAUCGCAUCUCGUCAGCAAGGGCGUGGCCACGGGCCCCGUCAACGGCAAGCUGAGCUCCUCCAACGGGAAGGAAAGUUCCGGAACCUCGGUGUCGACGUCGGCUAGCGCGGCGAUCGGGAGCGACAGCGCGGCGUCCGGCUCUCAGCUCCCGCUGCUGGACAUCCCGCGACCCUGCGACCCCCUCUCAGACGUGAGCAACGACUCAAGCCACAACGGCCGUGACCUGGAGGGGCAGGAAGCCGCCGUCGCCGAGAGACUGGGCCACGCCUCCUCCCUCUCCGGAGCUCCAACGAUCUCCGCUUCCGGUACCGCGCCCUCACCCCCGAGCCACCCGGGUCUGGACGGCCCGCAGGGCGCGAGCGCCUCCCCUCUGCCCCACGGCAAGUCCAAGAAAAAAUCCAAGAAGCACAAGGUCAAAGUGAAGUCAAAAGAGAGAGAUCGGGAGAGGGAGAGGGAGGUGAAGAGGGAGAGGAGGGGAGGGGAGGAGCGCGACUCGGAGCAGAGGAAAGCCUGCGAGAUAACGUCGAGUCCGGAGCUCGGAGCCAGCAGCAUUCCCCAAAAGAGCACAGAUCUGAAUGGAGUGAGCAACAGCUCCGGCGUUCCUGCGUCCUCACCAGAGACUGCUGAUUAUUUAUUAAAGUACACAAUGAUCUGCACCCCGGAGCAGCGCCAGAGCUACAAGAACGACUUUAAUGCGGAGUACAGUGAAUACAGGGGCCUGCACGCGCGGAUAGAGGGAAUCACUCGCCAGUUCACUGUGCUAGACACUGAGCUUAAACAGCUCCAGCAAGGCACGGACAAGUACAAGACAAUCCACAAUCAGAUACUUGAAGAGUAUCGUAAAAUUAAAAAGACUAAUCCAAACUAUAGCCAAGACAGGAACCGCUGUGAGUACCUGCACAACAAACUGGCACACAUCAAGAAGCUGAUAGCGGAGUACGAUCAGCAGCAACUUCAAAACUGGCACUAGUAUAUUUAUGUCCUUUCCCUUUUUCUCCACUGGAAACCAGACUGCGAAAAAGAGAAAUCCUGGAUUUUGCUUUUUGGGUU
Molecule: messenger RNA, 2053 nt
Organism: Chanos chanos (milkfish)
Lineage: Eukaryota; Metazoa; Chordata; Actinopteri; Gonorynchiformes; Chanidae
Gene: ell
Product: elongation factor RNA polymerase II
Exons: 12
Coding region: 18-1973 (651 amino acids)
Biological process (GO): snRNA transcription by RNA polymerase II; transcription elongation by RNA polymerase II; positive regulation of transcription elongation by RNA polymerase II
Cellular component (GO): transcription elongation factor complex
Molecular function (GO): cis-regulatory region sequence-specific DNA binding
Source: RefSeq, a predicted model, not a curated record